Molecule: messenger RNA, 800 nt
Organism: Oryza brachyantha (malo sina)
Lineage: Eukaryota; Viridiplantae; Streptophyta; Magnoliopsida; Poales; Poaceae
Product: zinc finger protein GIS3-like
Exons: 1
Coding region: 1-765 (254 amino acids)
Biological process (GO): trichome morphogenesis; trichome differentiation; response to gibberellin
Molecular function (GO): DNA-binding transcription factor activity
Source: RefSeq, a predicted model, not a curated record
AUGGCCACGCCGCAUGGCAGCAUGCACGGCGGUGUCACCGCGUCGGCGACGCCGGUGCGACCGGCCGACGCCACCAUCCGCCUCUUCGGCCGCGACGUCUCCAACGAUGACGACCAGGUGCCCAAGGAGGAGGGAGCGGCGGAGGCCGCCGGCGGCGGGGCGGCGGCCGGGGAUCAGGCGAGGAGGUUCGAGUGCCACUACUGCUGCCGCAACUUCCCGACGUCGCAGGCGCUUGGCGGCCACCAGAACGCGCACAAGCGGGAGCGGCAGCACGCGCGGCGGGCGCACCUCGAGGCGUCCCUCGCCGCGCACUACCUCGACCCGGGCCGCCACGUCUACGGCGCUCUCUUCGGCUACGGCGCCGCCCACCACCACCACCACGCCGCCGCCGUGUUGCCGCAGUACCCGGCCGUGUGGGCAAGCUCCGCCGUGCCGGGACUGUACGCCUCCAUGGCGCGGCCUGCCUACGGUAGUGGCGUGGACGUGGCGGCGGGGACGACGACGUGGAGGAGGGCGUCGCCGGCGAUGGGGAGUGGUGGUAGUGCUUUUGGUACGGCGGCCGGUCGGCACGGUGAGGCAGCGGCGGCGGCGUUGGCGGGGUGCCGAGAGGUGUCCGGUAAGGAUGAGAAAGUGGUCAUGAGUGUCGUGACAUCGUCACUGCCUUCGCUGCCGUCGUCGUGCCUGUCCGGGCUGCCGGCGCCGGAGAAGAUGGGUAGGUCUGAGCUGGGACAGGAGGGGGUUGUGAGCUUGGAGCUCCGGCUGUAGCUUAAUUAGCUCGAUUAGGUUAAUGGGCACGUUCU